Hypoxylon fragiforme is the source of this 1624-nucleotide messenger RNA. RefSeq lists its product as uncharacterized. NCBI's taxonomy places the organism in Eukaryota, Fungi, Ascomycota, Sordariomycetes, Xylariales, Hypoxylaceae. Bases 222 to 1307 code for a protein of 361 amino acids. The record is from RefSeq and is a predicted model, not a curated record. The transcript is spliced from 6 exons.
UAGUUACUCCGUACAUAUAUUUAAUAUUUAUUACCAAAAAAAAAAAAUCUGAAAUUCCCAAAAUUCCGGGUCCUUGGGUUGCUGCCUAUGCGUGCAGAUUUGGUUUGUCUAUCGGGAUUUGUGUUGAUUAAGUUACUCGACGAACUCUGCAAAAGCACAACAUCCAUCCCCAAGACAAGAUCGUUUAGGUUACUUAGUAACUUCGUACGACACUGCCCAAGAUGCCUCUCGGUGGUAAGGGGCCGCUUACUAUUAUCGUCCUUUCAGUAGAGACUGCCCUCGCUGCGCUAUGUAUCGGUCUACGACUCUACACCCGUAUAGCCGUCAGGGGCGGCAUCGGGCUCGAUGAUCACCUGCUCGUGAUAACUUGGAUUCUCCAAUUACUAUUCACGAUUCUCAUGAUCGUAUCUUCUAUCUAUGGCUUCGGCCAGCACACUACGGAUAUCUCACUAGAAGAUGUACGAUUGGCGACAAAAAUUGAAGUGAUCGGUCAGUUUACCGUGUCGAUUGCUAUGGGCAUCAGCAAAACAGCUGUGGCUAUGUUUCUAAUGCGCAUCGUGGUCAUAAAAUGGCACAAGGCUGUCCUAUGGUUUUGGAUAGUCACGAUGAUGGGCUUUUCCUUGCUGUUGGCCAUUUCGUGCUUUGCUCAAUGCACUCCCGUCGAGGCCAUCUGGGACGCACGCAUUACGGAGAAGACAUGUCAUAUCAAUCUGACCAUUGUCGCAUUCAUCAUGUGCUCCUGGUCCGCCGCAAUGGAUUUCUUCUUGGCGGGUUUCCCCUGGCUAGUCCUCUGGAAGCUGAACAUGUCGAAGAAGGAAAAGACUACGAUUUGCACGUCUCUAAGUCUAGGAAUUCUCGCUGGAGUGUGCGGAACUGUCAGAACGUCAGGUCUUCAAGUCUUGAGCGAGUCCGCUGAUUAUCUUUACGCCACCGCCGACUCCAUAAUGUGGACGAGCAGCGAACUAACCAUCACGAUCAUGUGCGUCUCGAUCCCCGUCCUGCGACCCCUCUGGACCCGCGUUCUCGGCGGCACCAGCGUCUCGGACCGGUACUACAAGCACAGCGAAGCCUCCAGCGGCAUCAUGACCGGCGGACGAGGGAGGAAGAGCCGAGGCGCCGACAACAGCUUUGCCAUGAACACCCUCCCGGCGCCAGAGUUCAGGGAGCAGGCCAACACCACGAUGGUCGGCGCCAAGCGGCCGCAUUCGAGCACGGGGAGCGAGGAGAGCAUCUUGGGGGACAAUAACAUCCACAAGACGCGGGAGUUUACCGUUUCUUACGAGACCAGGAAGGAUAUGGAUCCUUAGAUAAUGGACAUGCUGGUUGGUCGUUGCGGGAGGAAAACUUGCUAAGACUUGUUGUGUACCUAAGUUAGUGUUUUUGGGUACCGGGUACCUAUCUAAUUGGUAUUGGCUCACAGAUUCAGGGAUUCUCGAGCGAGAAAAAAUACUACGGAUAGGAUUGUAUACCCAGGAAGGAAAGCUGGUUGCUACCUAGGUUAUUAGGUUACCUAGGAGGUGGGUAAAUAUUGGGAGGAUGUACCAAUUGGCGGUUGUGGAUUCGAGGAUAUUGUAAUAAUUACGUUUAAGUCUUUCAAUACAAUAUAAGACUUUUAUACUGUUCA